Molecule: messenger RNA, 2550 nt
Organism: Daktulosphaira vitifoliae (grape phylloxera)
Lineage: Eukaryota; Metazoa; Arthropoda; Insecta; Hemiptera; Phylloxeridae
Product: protein scarlet-like
Exons: 16
Coding region: 157-2205 (682 amino acids)
Cellular component (GO): plasma membrane
Molecular function (GO): ATP binding; ATP hydrolysis activity; ABC-type transporter activity
Source: RefSeq, a predicted model, not a curated record
UUAAUUUUAUCUUAGGCUAAAUUAUAAUGGACCUUUCAAUCGAAUCCAAAACGAAUAUGUACAUGGAUAUGGAUUAAUAAACAUUAUAUAAUUUCUAUAAACCUAAAGAUAGGUGAUGGAAUCGAUACUUGUAUCACACAUUUAUAUAAUAUACACAUGUACGGCUUUAUUUUUGUCGUUUCAAAUCGAUGUGACUUGACUUCAGUUGUUUCUUGUUUAAUAAACGCUAGGCGUUAUAAUAAAAAAAAACCAAUAAUAUUAGUCAAUUUAGUAAUUGAUCUGAAAAUGGAUUUAUCAUCAACAUAUACAGUAUUUUUUAACUCUCGUGAAUCGAAUAUUUCUGAAACUCCAUUUCAGUUGACGUCUACAGAUAAGUACGAAAAAAAAAUUCAUUCGACACCACUCUAUUGGGACAAUUUGAGCGUUUAUGCAGUUAAUAGAAAAGACCGAUGGUUCCAAACAAGUUUGGUCACUGAGAAAUUAUUACUAAAAAAUGUGGAAGGCUAUAUUUCUCCAUGUUCGCUAGUGGCAAUAAUGGGUCCUAGUGGUGCCGGUAAAAGUACAUUAAUGAGCGCCUUAGCUAAUAAACUUCCAGCUCAACUACGUGUCGAAGGCAGUAUAAAAAUUGGAUCUUGCUCUAUCAAUGACUUUAUGAAACAUAAUUCUGGGUUUAUGUACCAGCAUAACUUAUUUAGUGGUGUUUUUACAGUAAAAGAACACCUCUAUUUUAUGGCUAAACUUAAAAUGGAUAGAAGAACAAGUUCAAAAAAACUAAGUGCCCGUGUUUCAACAAUUAUCGAUAGACUAGGGCUUAGUUAUUGUGCAAAUACAAGAAUCGGUGCAACUAGCGGCCACGAAAAAAUUACAUUAUCUGGCGGAGAAAAAAAAAUCUUAGCAUUUGCGACAGAACUUCUAACAGAUCCACCAUUUUUGUUCUGCGAUGAACCAACAACAGGAUUAGACUCGUACAGUGCGCUUAAAGUUGUCAACAUAAUGAAAGAACUAGUGACAAGUAAUAAAAAAACCGUUGUUUCUAUCAUUCAUCAGCCAAGUUCUGAACUUUUAAAUAUGUUUCAUCAACUAAUAUUAGUAGCAGACGGCCGAAUAGCUUAUUCGGGUCCAGCUAAUAAAGCCAUUUCAUUCUAUGAAAGUAUAAUUGGUUAUCGAUGUCCAGAAAACUACAAUUCAGCUGAUUUUAUAAUAAAAAUUUUAUCAGAUGGUAAUAGUUCAGUGGAAAUGGUAUGUGAUGAAUUCGCAAAGAGUAAACAAUCACAACAAAUCAGAAAUGCAAUUUUAAAUGAAACAUACUUUGACGAAUCAAAUCAAUCUAUAGCUCGUAAUCACUUAUCUCCAUUUUGGCCUGUAAAAUUGUAUCACUUGACGAAACGUUAUUUUUUAGAAAAAGUUCGUGAUCCAACAAUUGACAUUCACAGAUUCUUGCAAAAAGUUACCAUUUCUCUACUGGUUGGACUCUGUUACUUGGGUACGGUUCAACAGACACAAGAAGGUAUCCAAUCGUUUCAAGGGGUAUUCUUUAUCCUUAUCACGGAAAACUUCUUUACGCCUAUGUACUCGGUGAUGAGCCAUCUACCCACGCAACUGCCUCUGUUCAUCAGAGAACAUACUUCUGGAUUGUAUGGUCCUUCAACAUUCUACAUCGCAAACAUGUUAUCCACCAUCCCGACACUGAUCAUCGAACCGACUGUGUACACGACCAUUGUCUAUUGCAUGGCUGGUCUGCAAAAUGAUUUAUACACAUUUUUUCUCACGGUCGUCAUCACGAUUCUAGUUAUGGCCGUUUCCACGUCUUGUGGUUACAUGUUCAACAAUAUUUUUGGAUCAAUGCCACUGGCGUUAACGUUCGUCCAACCAUUUGACAACGUAAUCAUGAUGUUGUCCGGCAUUUUUUUAAAUAUUAGGAGUAUACCGUGGUACUUACAUUGGGUGGUCAAUAUAUCGUGGUUUGAACUCGGAUUUGAAAGUCUAACAAUCUUACAAUGGCAAAAUGUUUCGUUCAUUGCUUGCAAAAAUCAAGAUCUUGAUGUGCCUUGUUUAACAGACGGUACUGAAGUAUUAGACAAAUACGAUUUUGAUUCGUCUAAUCUAAUGCCAAACAUUUAUAGAAUGACAUGGCUGUUUGCUGCUUUCCACCUAGUGUCGUUUACAUGUUUUGUUAUUAGAGCACAUUUAAAUAAAUUAUCAUAAAACUUCUAAAUACAUGGUACAAUAUUAAGUUACAUAUUUUCUAUUAAAUGCACUUUAAUAAUUGUAAGACGACUAAAAACCACUUUAUACCCAUCGCAUGUAUUGAGUUGAGGGGUGUUUUGCAGCGCUCUAACUCUAUUGUAUUUUAUAAUAUUUUUUUUUACUUAUGUUUACUUUAAUAUUAGGCGUUCAAGUAUUGUGUAAUUACAAAUAUGUAUGAAAUCUUCCUAAAAACGGUGUACCCUUUGUAUCUUAAUAUUAGGUAAAAUAGAUGUAAGAUACUUUUAUACUAAUCUAUGAUUGAUGAUAUUUUCUAAAAAUAAAAAAAUCUUCAUUUUUUUUUUU